Messenger RNA from Cooperia oncophora, 369 nucleotides. The record is from the annotation of a GenBank genome assembly. Lineage: Eukaryota; Metazoa; Nematoda; Chromadorea; Rhabditida; Trichostrongylidae.
AUGAAAGACAAAUCAGGGAUAUUCUACUCCAAAUUUCCCGAUCAUAAGUCAGGUUUCUCUGGCAAGUCAGUGGAAAAGGACAAAAACCAUUCACUUUAUUUCCAUCGUAUGGGUACUGACUGCAAGGACGAUGUUAUUGUGUACGAUCGUAAGGAUGACAGUAACCUUCUCAUUGGAGGAAUAGUGACAGAAGACGGUCGCUUUCUUAUUAUCUCUGCUUCUCGAUAUCCAUAUAAUAUGCUCUACUAUUAUGAGUUAUCUUCAAUGAAAGGUCCCAUUGGGAAAAUCGACCCCACCCCUCUAUUCGAUAAGUUGGACGCGCAAUACGAGGUUUUUUUUGUUUUCGAAGUUAUUUCAAGACUCAUUUGA